Molecule: messenger RNA, 2596 nt
Organism: Physella acuta
Lineage: Eukaryota; Metazoa; Mollusca; Gastropoda; Physidae
Product: mitochondrial fission process protein 1-like
Biological process (GO): mitochondrial fission
Cellular component (GO): mitochondrion
Source: RefSeq, a predicted model, not a curated record
GUGCUUAGGUACGACGAGUUCUGUUAACCGACCAGCCCACAGAGAUACGCUGAGUCUAUCUAAAUUUAAUAUUUCUCAAUUUAAAAAAUUAGCAAGACCUAAAGAGUUUUAGCCAUGAGUAGUCAAUCCAAAGAGUAUGAUAUUUAUAAGGAUUCACUUUUGAGAUAUCUGGGAUAUGCAAAUGAAGUUGGUGAAUCUUUUCGCAACAUUGUUCCAGUGAAUGUGGUUUGGUUCAGCUAUCUACUAGCCACUGGAUAUGUUGUUGCAGAUGCUUCUGAUAAAGGCUACAAGAUGUGGAAGAAAGAGGCCAAGGUGAAUAAGGCUGCUAUAGCUACAGUGGACACUCUUAUCUGGCAAGGACUGGCAUCAGUUAUUGUGCCAGGUUUCACAAUCAACCGCAUCUGUUGGGCAACUAGAACUGUUCUGCAGCGAGCCACCAAACUGCCGGGUCCUGUUAAAAAAUGGAGCGUGGUGGCGAUGGGCCUGGGCAGUAUACCAUUCAUUGUGAAACCCAUUGACCGUGGUGUUGACUGGUUCAUGGACCACACUUUUAGGAGACUUUAUGGGCACCACUAGACUCUUAUAGAUCUGUAUACUUUGUUGCUAAUACAUUUUAAAAUUAUACUGCUACUAUUCGAGAUCUUCUUGUUUUGAAAAAGCAGAUUAUUAAUUAAUUUUUUUGUUAAUUUUUUAAAACAGAUUUAUUUGUGUGAUAUUUUGAUAUUAGGACUUUUUUGCUCUAUGCACCAGAUAUUUUUCAGGAAAUAUAAAUAAUAGAGCCUGUAGAAACAUCAAACCUGCAUUAACAUUAGUUUAACAGCUGCAGAUCAAUCUGCCAUUAACUUUGAUCAAAAUAUGUUCAAAUGACUUGUGCCUAUGUCAUUGUUGUUAUAAAUACCUCUAAAGCUUAAAUUGUUAUGUUUCAUAACCCCAGCAUAAUAUACACAAACCUCAUAGAUAAAAUUUCAAUAUGUAUAUAUAUAAAUAUGGACCAUUAAAAUUUGAAGUAUUUUCAUAUAUAUAUAAUUUAUGAGUUGAAAUUUAAUCACUUUGGUUAUAUUUUAGAAUAUGCAUCUGGCAAAUAUAGAGUAUUCUAACUUACUCCUAAAUAUUCUUGCAACCCUUUCAUUGAUUGCCAGUUUUUAUUGUUGUAUUUGAUCUCACUUGCAUUGUUAGUUUGAAUCCUUCACUCAGAUAUCCCAUUUUGGUAGCAUAUUAUCAACCAAACUAGUGUUUUCCAUUUGUGUUUAGAUAGUUAAUCCAUCCCAAUAAGGGCACAUGUAUAUUUUUUGUGGUUUAAUAAUAUUUAAUAUGAGCUAAUUUUUGUAAAUAUGUUUUGUUUGAUAAGAAAAGUGGAUUAUUAAUAACCAGUCUUGAUCAAAAUCAUAAAAGUACAGAUUUUAUCUUUUUCAGCACUAUAAUUUUGUACUAGUGUUUUCAAUUAUUAUUUUUAUUUAAAUCAUUUUCUGUCAUGGCCAGGAUUUUUGUUUGGGAUAUUAUUCCCUAAGAUUUUUUUUAGACUAGUUUGUUUUAAGAAUGUUUUAGGUAAUUUUUUUUGGUUCACUCAUCAUCAUGAGGUGUCCAGUUAAUGUUUUUUAUUAAUUAUAAUUACUGUUUCCUAGUAUUAACCAGAUGAUUUAUAUUUUAUCUAUUGUGUUAUUUUUGUUAUUAGUAUUUAUAAAAAGUACAAAUAUUCAAGUAUUAUCUGUGAUAUGCUCACAUAUGAGGUAGUGUUUUCCUGACUUAUCAUGUGGCUAAACAUGCUACGGAAUAUUUAUACCAGUAGCUUUCAUAUUCAUGAUAAAAUAGUGUGCAUCCAUAAUUUAAUUACAAAAAUGUUUGUCAGUGUGUAUGUCAGUCGACAUGAUCUCACUUUUGACAUAACUUGUUAUGCUGGUUUUAAUACUCUGUAUGUGUUUCAGACUGAAUUUUGAAGUUACAAAGGGUUAUAAUUAUUUCAACAAUUAAUAUAGUAACUGUUUAAACUUUAUGAGUGUAUUUUUAACCAUACCAUAUCAUUGGGUUUACAAAAUGUAUGUGAUAAUGUUAUGUGAAUUAGGAUACAUAAGUAAAGUAUUUGUCCGCAUAGCCUGGUCUCAUAGGGAUUGUUUAUUUUUGUUAGGCUAUGUUUGAUUAAACUCAUAUUGACUUUUUCUUCCAUUUAUAUUUGACAAAACUCCACGAAGUUAUUAAACUCCACUAGAAUUUGGCUUCUAUUUAUGUUUGUUUGACUAAACUCCACUAAAAUUUGGCCCCCAUUUAUAUUUGACUAAACUCCACAAGAAUUUGGCUUCCAUUUAUAUAUUUCACUAAAUUAUCAUAAUUGGCUUCCAUUUAUAGUUGUUAUCUUUGAGCAGCUAGUAUAUGUCUUUGUGUGGUGAAGUUAGUUUUUAUAUGAUAGAACCAGGAUUGUAUAUGGUCAUGACAUAUACUGUAGGUGUGUUUUUGUAUGUUGUAGCUGGGUUGUAUGUUUUAGAUGCUUGGGUUGUUUUAGCCAAGCAUAUUGACAGUGCCUUGACAGGUUGUGCUUGUUAUAGACCAAUAGACUCCUCUGUUACAAGUUUUUUCAAACUAUGCAAAUAAAAUUUAAAGUUGA